GAUGUUUCAUUUUGUCUCUACAGGUUGCAGUGUUGUUAUUGCCUCUCGUAAAUUUGACCGAUUAAAAGCUGCUGCAAAAGAACUGAAUCAUACAUUUUCUUCCAUGAGUCCUGCCAAAGUGACUCCCUUACAGUGCAAUAUCCGCAAUGAAGAUGAGGUAGAAGCUUUGGUGAAGUCUACACUAAGUCUGUAUGGGAAGAUUGACUUCCUGGUGAAUAAUGGAGGGGGCCAAUUUGCAAGUCCUUCUGAAGCCAUCCGUGCAAAAGGCUGGAAUGCUGUGAUAGACACAAAUCUGACAGGGACCUUCUACUGCUGCAAAGCAGUGUACAAUGCCUGGAUGAAGGAACAUGGAGGAGUCAUCGUCAACAUUACUGCUACCGUGAGAAAUGGGUUUCCUGGAAUGUCGCAUUCAGGAGCUGCAAGAGCUGCAGUGAAUAACCUAACGAAGACUUUGGCUUUAGAAUGGGCCCACAGUGGAGUAAGAAUCAACAGUGUUGCUCCUGGACUAGUUUUUUCAGAAACUGCUGUUGCGAAUUAUGGAGAACAAGGUACAGUGAUGUGGUUAAAGAGCAUACCAAAGAUUCCUGCCAAGAGGCCAGCGGUUCCUGAGGAGAUCUCUCCUGUAGUGUGUUUCCUGCUAUCUCCAGCUGCUUCUUACAUAACUGGGAUAACCGUGGCUGUGGAUGGUGGCCAAAGUUUAUAUAGCCAUGCCCUAGAGAUACCUGAUCAUGACAGAUGGUCCUCGCCACCAGCAGGAAAAAAUUCUGAAAUGCUUAGAAAGCUUCUUUCUGGCAAGUUCAAGCCAAAGCUGUAA
Molecule: messenger RNA, 814 nt
Organism: Nestor notabilis (Kea)
Lineage: Eukaryota; Metazoa; Chordata; Aves; Psittaciformes; Psittacidae
Gene: PECR
Product: peroxisomal trans-2-enoyl-CoA reductase
Exons: 7
Biological process (GO): phytol metabolic process
Cellular component (GO): peroxisome
Molecular function (GO): trans-2-enoyl-CoA reductase (NADPH) activity
Source: RefSeq, a predicted model, not a curated record